Messenger RNA from Hyaloperonospora brassicae, 1197 nucleotides. Lineage: Eukaryota; Oomycota; Peronosporomycetes; Peronosporales; Peronosporaceae. The record is from the annotation of a GenBank genome assembly.
AUGCGUGCGGCCUAUUGGGUCGCGCUGGUCGUUGCUGCGCUGGCCACGUCCGUUGAUGUCGUCGAAGCAGAUGCGCCAGUCACAGCGUCAACAGGUGCCGACCCGCAGCAGGUGAAGGACCAGCAGACGCACGCCGACGCGGAGAUCGUACUUAAGCUGGAACACGAGGUCCAGACGCUCACGCAGACGCUCGAGACGCUCGAGACGGGCGCUGUCAAGGAGAAGCAAGCGCUCGAGAAGGUCAAGAUCGAGCUGAAGACGGCCAGGGGCGAGCUCGAGGCCGCACAUGAGCGCGUUGUUGCGCAGGAAGAGCAUGUCACUAAACUGAGGGAGACGCUCGCGACCGAACGCGCGCGUUUUACGGCCGAACUCGAGGCUGCGCAGCUGAAAGUUGCAGACGAGACGGACAAAGUGCAGCAGCUGGAAAAGACGAACGCGCUUUUGAAAACGCAGAACAAGGCAAUGGGGCAGGAACUGGGGGUAGCCAAGACUGCAGAGCUCACGAUGAUGGCGUUGCUGUCGUCGUACUACGACGGCGCGCGGGUGUUGACGGAGCAGACGCUCGAGUUUGCUCAGGAUCGGCUCAGUAAGCACGCAGACACGUUGGAACAGGUGCAGACUAAGUUUGACAGUGUCAAGAAAGUCACGCGUGACACGACGAGUAAGUUUUACCAGGAGAACGUGGCGCCCACGUUGAAUCCGAUUCUGGAUCCCAUUUUGGCUGACGUGCACAAGGUUGUGCACCCGCAAGUGGAAAAGUACAUGCCGAUCCUGCAGCAACACGCAGUGAAAGCAAAGAAGCGAGCGCUCGUGUACUCGCGCGCGGCUCUGCGUCAUGCCAAGCAGGCGCGCAUCAAGGCGAUACAGAUGCUGGCGCAAUACAAACAUGUGGCGGCCUAUGCGCAGAAAGUGGUGGACGCUGUGCUGAUCGUUCUUGCGGUCCCGCUGGCGCUGUUUUGGACCCGCUUGGGGUUCCGUCUCGUGUGGUGGCUGUUGACGACGACGCUGUGGGUGCUGACGUGUGGCUUGUGCUGUAGUUCGCGCAAGCAUAGCUCAACGACGAAGUCUGAGUGUACAAAGAAGACGGCUCGUGUCAAUGCAAGCCCAAGUGCAUCGGUCAGUAGCUUCCCGAAAAAGACGGUGACAAACAAGACGGUGGCGACUACCCAGAAGCGCAACAAGAAGAGCAAAAACUAA